Messenger RNA from Penicillium macrosclerotiorum, 963 nucleotides. RefSeq lists its product as uncharacterized. Lineage: Eukaryota; Fungi; Ascomycota; Eurotiomycetes; Eurotiales; Aspergillaceae. The transcript is spliced from 2 exons. Bases 1 to 963 code for a protein of 320 amino acids. The record is from RefSeq and is a predicted model, not a curated record.
AUGGUCACCCCGCUGCUCGCUCGCGAUGAGCACAGCAAUACCCUUCAAAACAAACCGCUGGAGCCAAUCUCCAUCUUAGCUCCCUUUUCAGCGCUCAUCAUCUCAAUCAUAUUGGUCGUCUUCUUCCUCAUCCGCUUCUAUAUUCUCGAGGGCUUCUUGAUCAAAAGGCUCUAUGGCCCAAUCUACUUGAACCUGAGUGAGCUCAACCGCCGCGGAUUCAUCAACCAUCACAUUGCCGGCGUGACCAAGAUCCUCAUCCUGAUUGUCGCUGCUUAUCCAUUUGUCGCCGUUACGUUCUGCAACUCCACCUUCCACACCCCUUACGCGCAUGGAUCCCCCGUCACCCUGGGCGACAUGCUCAUCGUCGUGGCCCAGAUGCUGAUCGCCAUGUACAUCUUCGAGCUCAUAUACCGCUCCAAACUCUCGCCCGUCGCGGUGCUACAUCAUAUCGGAACAAUCCUCAUAGGACAGUCUGCGAUCGCCAUCAGCUUGAAGCUGGCACGCGAGCCCGAUGCAGAUAUCGAAUUCAUUCUCUGCACCGUAUGGGGUGCUUUUGACAUCGUAUCCGAAUUCUUCCCCCACAUCGCCAUCAUUCUCUAUCGCAUCUACCCGCAGCGCCACCAUUUCCUCAGUCGACUCUUUCUGCUGUCCUGCAUCACUACCGCCAUUGGCACCACCUGUGAGACGAUCGUCACCAUGUGGCUGUUUGGCAGUUUAUGGAACCGCUGGGAGAUUGCCUUCAAGGUUGCCACGCCACUGUUGCAUUGUGCUUUUUCGGCUGCUCAGAUCCAUGGCAGCCUGGUGUUCUGGCGCAUGUACAAGCGACAGCAGCGCUUCCUACAGGAGGCAGAGUCUGUCUCCUUUGAAGUGAAGGAGGAGAACAUUGGUAUUUAUCCUCCUCGCUCGGCCGACUCACCACAGCCAUGCAUUCCUCCGAAAGCUAUUCUCUGCAGUAACCACUAG